This is a messenger RNA of Eurytemora carolleeae, 2059 nucleotides long. It is a transcript of the gene PIG-T, whose product is annotated as GPI transamidase component PIG-T-like. The transcript is spliced from 20 exons. The coding region runs from base 28 to 1821 and encodes 597 amino acids. The record is from RefSeq and is a predicted model, not a curated record. Gene Ontology annotation, cellular component: GPI-anchor transamidase complex. NCBI's taxonomy places the organism in Eukaryota, Metazoa, Arthropoda, Copepoda, Calanoida, Temoridae. Gene Ontology annotation, biological process: attachment of GPI anchor to protein.
CAUUGAUAAGCUAAUCAAUAAUCAGCCAUGAAGUUUCCAGAUGUUUUUGUUUUCUUGGCCUUGUUAGCGGGUUCGGGGGCCAAUGAACAGGAGAAAUUUACCGAAGAGCUAUUUAUUCGGCAAACCUCUACUGGCCACAUUUAUUCUCAUUUUCGGUUUCUCACUCUUUGGGAAACAGAUAUCAGGGAUGCUGAUGCGCGUGCGCACUUUCGACUCUUUCCGCGCACUCUUGGUGAUAUUCUUGCCACCUUUAGAGUUCAAGAACUUAAACUUGCACUCACGCAGGGAUUUUGGCGAACUGAAAAGUGGGGAUAUCCAGUAGAAUCAGCUCCUCCGGGGGGAAUGGUUGUGGCAAGGUUUCUGCCAAGUGUAGAGAAUGUAGACGAGGCCUGGUCUGGAUUAACCAGCUCUCUUGCUGGUCUUCUCUGCGCAUCCUUAAAUAAAUUGGAUCAAAGAGAGGCGAUUCAACCAGAGUACACCUUCUCUAACGAGGGGAUUUCCGGAGAUGGUCUUUCAUCGAAUUCUUCUUAUUUAAGAUAUGGCCUUCUGCCACGUGAGAACAUGUGCACUGAGAAUCUGACUCCUUGGAAGAAGCUUCUGCCCUGUAAAACUAGAAGAGGUUUAGCAACCUUGAUCAACUCAGGACACAUGCAGAAAUAUAGUUCUUACCAGUCUAUUGGACUUAGUAUUAGGCCUGUUUGUAUCGAUCCUGCCUGUUCUACGCCUAGUAUAGAACUCAAGCAAACUAUGUCUGUUGUAUUUGAUCCUGUAAUCAUGAAUAGGAAAGCUGACAAUGUAAACUGGAGUUUAAAACAGAUGUUUGGUAUUGGGUUAACCCCAUCCUGUCCUCUCUCCCAUACAAGCACAGCAUUCAUCGAUGUCACAGAUGCUGGAUACAAUUUGGAACCCCCACCUCAAAAAGUUCUGGAUUUUGGAGGAGGGAAACCUAGAAAAAUUGGUGUUUAUGAUCUUAAAACAUUCUCCGAGGAAGGAAUACGAGACAUCAGAGCUGUAUAUCCUAAGGCGCAUAUUUACGGGGUGGUUCGAAGCCUUCCUGUUCAAGUUUCUAGGCAUGUAGUUGGAACAGGACAGGAGAGAGGAGGAAUAGUCACUACCAUAAAGAAUACCUGUUCUACUCCUCUAACAGGUGUUUACCUGGACCUGGUUCCCUGGUAUAUCAGGGUAUACCUUCACACCCUUAGAGUUGAAGUGAAUGGAGAGAAAAUUAGCCCGGAGAGAGUAGUUUAUAGACCUGGACAGGACAGAGUUAAACCAUAUCAUCUAGAGAUGGUACUCAAACUACCCCCAAGAUCUACCACCACAAUAACAGUAGAGACAGAGUAUUCUGUAUUAAGAUGGACUGAAUACCCUCCAGACGCUAACCAUGGAUUCUAUAUUGGUUCUGCUGUACUCACUACUAGACUUCCACAGGAUAGUAGGAGCAAUGCUACCUUUACACAUAGGAUGGAUUCUAGCUUGAAUUAUAUAUUCUGGGGAAAUCCUGAGACUGACUCAGUUCUUAACAUAUUCACGGAGACUCUCCUGGUAACAAUGCCUACCCCUGACUUCUCUAUGCCGUACAAUGUUAUCUGCUUGGCCUGCACUGUGGCGGCUCUAGCUUUCGGACCAAUCCAUAAUAUUACAACCAGGAGUCUGGUUUUAGUUCCUCCAGAGGAGGAGGAGAAAUCUCUCCUGGGUAAACUCUUGGCUCCGUUAUUAUCUCUAUUUUCCUCAAUACUCGGUAAGACAAAAAGUGCGAAGAUCGACCAGCCAGCGGAAUCGACAGAAUCGACAGAACCAACAGAAUCUAAAGAUAAAUAACAGUCUUGUUAACACUUUUGUGACGCGAAUAUUCUUCAUAUAAUGCGCAAUAAUAAAUAGAAAUUGCAUCAGUCCUGGAGAAUUUGUACAAUAACAUUGAUUUAUUGCGAUUUUGAAAUAAAGCUUUUAUUGUUUUUCAAAGAAAUUUCAUCGAGGUAAAUUUAUUCUCGUAUUUUUAGAAGUGCUGUGAUUCGUUUUGAUGUUUUCUUAUAAUUGAAAAUAAAACUAAAGUAGUAAA